AUGACUGAUCUACCCACGAUCCGCUGGGGCAUCGUUGGUGAGUUGAAGCCCUUCUCACCGAAAUCAUCUCUCGAUAACUGACCAAAUCAGCCACUGGCAUGAUAAGCGAAUGGUUCGUAACGGAUAUCCUGAAAGCCUCCUGGCCAGACAAACGUGCAAAUCACACCAUCUCAGCCGUCGGCUCUUCAUCUCUACACAAGUGUCAAGAUUUCACGGCCAAGUUCAUCACGCCUGCAAACCCGGAAAUCCAGCCCAGGCUCUAUGGGUCUUACCAGGAGGUCUACGGGGAUGGAAAUGUCGACUGUGUCUACAUCGGGACACCUCAUAGCUUUCAUAAGCAGAAUUGUCUGGAAGCCAUCGCAGCCGGAAAGAAUGUGCUGUGUGAGAAGCCGUUCGCGAUGAACGCCCAGCAAGCGGAAGAAGUUUUCCAGGCGGCUAAGGCGAAGGGCGUUUUCAUCAUGGAGGCCAUGUGGACGCGAUUCUAUCCUCUCGUGAAGAAAUUGCAAGAUGUGCUGUUUGUGGAGAAGGAGAUUGGCAAGGUCUAUCGCACUUUCUGCGACUUUGGCCUGGAUGUAGAUAUCCCAUCGUUGCCGGAGACGAGUCGUUACAAGGACCCGGCCCUGGGCGCGGGAAGCCUGUUGGACAUUGGAAUCUACAGCCUGACUUGGGGCAUCGUCACUUUGAGCGACAAAGUUGGCGAUGCUGCCGAAGAGGCAGAAGUCCAGAGCACGCAGACGAUCGAACAUGGCGUCGACACAGCGAGCUCGGUGCUGCUCAGAUACCCCAGCACCGGUCGCCAGGCAAUCUGCACCUCAACCACCAACCAUCCAAGGCAUGUCGAGUUCGCACGCAUUGAAGGCAGCAAAGGCUACAUCACCGUCCACUCAACGGAUGCUCCGUCAUCUCCCGAAUGGUUCGUCUUGCACCCCAAAGAUGGGAGUGCGGAAAGGUACGAAUUCGAGAAGCCUGGACGGGGCUUCUUCUGGGAAGCAGAUGCAGUCGCUCAAGAUAUACAUGCUGGCCGGAAGCAGAAUGGCACCAUGCCAUGGGCUGAGACGAUGCGCAUGUUGAGGAUUAUGGAUGGCGUGCGCCGGCGAGGAGGAGCUCGAUUUCCAGUUGAUGACUGGUAA
Molecule: messenger RNA, 1130 nt
Organism: Lecanosticta acicola
Lineage: Eukaryota; Fungi; Ascomycota; Dothideomycetes; Mycosphaerellales; Mycosphaerellaceae
Source: the annotation of a GenBank genome assembly